Suncus etruscus (white-toothed pygmy shrew) is the source of this 4494-nucleotide messenger RNA. RefSeq names its product ret proto-oncogene (gene RET). The transcript has 20 exons. NCBI's taxonomy places the organism in Eukaryota, Metazoa, Chordata, Mammalia, Eulipotyphla, Soricidae. Gene Ontology annotation, molecular function: transmembrane receptor protein tyrosine kinase activity; calcium ion binding; ATP binding. Bases 185 to 3568 code for a protein of 1127 amino acids. Gene Ontology annotation, cellular component: signaling receptor complex; membrane; axon. Gene Ontology annotation, biological process: homophilic cell-cell adhesion; multicellular organism development; protein phosphorylation. The record is from RefSeq and is a predicted model, not a curated record.
CGGAGCGCGGUGGCGGGGAGUGAGUGUCCCGGAGUCAUCGGAGCCCGGACCCCACUGGUCCUCGGCGCCCCACAACGCCCGCUGCGUCCCGUGCGGGGCAUGGCGCGGCCCGGCUGAGCGCAGAACCCCGCCGCCGGCGAGCCCCGCGCGCGCGAGCCACGGUCUCUCCAAGCGCGCACGGGCGAUGGCGAAGGCGACGGCCGGCGCGGCGGGGAUGCGGUGGCAGCUCCUGCGGCUGCUGCUGCUGCAGCUGCUGGGCCAAGGUGAGUCUCCCACAGCCGUGCUGGGACUCUACUUCUCCAGGGACACUUACUGGGAAAAGCUGUAUGUGGACCAGCAGGCCGGCAUGCCCCUGCUCUAUGUGCAUGCCCUGCGAGACCUCCCCGAGGAGGUGCCCAGCUUCCGGCUGGGCCAGUACCUCUAUGGCGCCUACCGCACACGGCUGCAGGAGAACAUCUGGAUCCGCAUAGAGGAGGACACGGGCCUCCUCUACCUGAACCAAAGCCUGGACCACAGCACCUGGGAGAAGCUUAGCAUCCGAAAUGGAGGCUUCCCUCAGCUCACUGUCUACCUUCACGUCUACCUGUCACCCACAUCCCAGCGGGAGAGCGAAUGCCAGUGGCCAGGGUGUGCCCGUGUGUACUUCUGCUUCAUGAACAUGUCCUUUCCUACGUGUGACACCUUCGAAGACAAGGAUCUCUGCUUCCCCCCGUCAGAUCUCUCCUUCCGCAUCCGGGAGAACAGGCCUCCCGGCAUCUUCUACCAGUUCCGCCAACUUCCUGUGCACUUUCUGUGCCCACACAUCAAUGUGACUUACCAGCUCCUGGAAGAUAACAGGCCCUUCCACUGUGAACCCGACUGCCUAACUGUGAGCACCCGCUGGGCCCUGGACCGCGAACAGCAGGAGAAAUACCAGCUGGUGGCCCAGUGCACAGUGCGCCAGGGUACCCUGGAGAAGAAGCUCAUGGUGCCCUGCCCCGUGAUCGUGUACGACGAGGACGACUCGGCACCCACUUUCCUCGGGGGCGUGGACACCGCCAAUGCUGUGGUGGAGUUCAAGAGGAAGGAGGGCACCGUGCUGACCACCCUGCGUGUCUCUGAUGCUGAUGUUGUGCCAUCAUCCGGGGAGCUCCUGAGACGCUACACUAGCACGCUGCUGUCCAGCGACCCCUGGGUCCUGCAGACCAUCCGCGUGGAGCACCUGCCCAACGAGACCUUGGUGCAAGUCAACGGCAGCUCGGUGCGGGAGACGGUGCACGAUUACAGGCUGGUUCUCAACCGAAGUGUGCCCAUCUCUGAGAGCCACAACCUGCAGCUGACGGUGCUGGUGAACGACUCAGACUUCCAGGGCCCAGGGCAGGGCGUCCUCCUACUCCACUUCAACGUGUCUGUGCUGCCCAUCAACCUGCGCUUGCCCGAGUCCUACUCCCUUACCGUGAACAGGGAUGCCAGCCGCUUCGCCCAGGUUGGGAAAGUGUGUGUGGAAAACUGCAGGGACUUCAGCGGCAUCCACAUGCAGUAUAAGCUGCAGGCAUCCAACGCCAACUGCAGCACCCUGGGUGUGCUCACGGCCACUGAGGACUCCUCCGGCAUCCUGUUCGUGAAUGACACCGAGGCACUACGGAGACCGGAGUGUGCCCAGCUGCAGUACACGGUGGUAGCCACUGACCGCUCCACCCGCAAGCAGGCCCAGGCCACACUGACGGCCACUAUGGAGGGAGCAUAUGUGCCUGCAGAGAGUGGCUGCCCCAAGUCUUGUGCAGUCAACAAGCGACGGCGAGAGUGUGAGGAGUGCGGCGGUCUGGGCUCGCCCACGGGUCGGUGCGAGUGGAGACAAGGAGAUGGCAGAGGCAUCACCCGGAACUUCUCUACCUGCACCCCCAGCAUCAAAACCUGUCCGGAUGGACGCUGCGAUGCUGUGGAGAGCAAAGAUCUCAACAUCUGCCCUCAGGAUUGCCUUCGGGGUGGCAACAUCGUUGGUGGGCAUGAGCCAGGGGAACGUCGGGGCAUCAAAGCCGGCUAUGGCAUCUGCAACUGCUUCCCGGACAGCAAGAAGUGCUUCUGCGAGCCGGAGGACAUACAGGAUCUGCUGUGUGAUGAAUUCUGCCGCAUGGUGGUGGUGGCAGCCGUGCUGUUCUCCUUGAUCGCAUCUGUGCUGCUGGCCGUCUUCUGCAUCCACCGUUUCCACAAGAAUGCCCCCAAGCCCCCCAUCGCCUCGGCCGAGAUGACGUUCCGCCGGCCCACCCAGGCCUUCCCCAUCAGCUACUCCUCCUCUGGUGCCCGCCGGCCCUCACUCGACUCCAUGGAGAACCAGGUUUCUGUGGACACCUUCAAAAUCCCGGAGGAUCCGAAGUGGGAAUUCCCCCGGAAGAAUUUAAAUCUUGGGAAAACACUGGGAGAAGGCGAAUUCGGAAAAGUGGUCCAGGCAACGGCUUUCAGGCUGAAAGGCAAAGCAGGCCACACCACGGUGGCUGUGAAGAUGCUGAAAGAGAAUGCCUCUCCAAGUGAGCUGCGGGACCUACUGUCAGAGUUCAACCUCCUGAAGCAGGUCAACCACCCCCAAGUCAUCAAGCUUUAUGGAGCCUGCAGCCAAGAUGGGCCGCUCUUCCUCAUCGUGGAAUAUGCCAAGUACGGCUCCCUUCGGGGCUUCCUCCGGGAGAGCCGCAAGGCAGGGCCAGGCUACGUGGGCAGCAGCAGCAGCGGGGACAGCCGAGGCAGCCGCAACUCCAGCUAUUUGGACAACCCAGAUGAGCGGGCCCUGACUAUGGGCGACCUCAUCUCUUUUGCCUGGCAGAUCUCUCGGGGGAUGCAGUACCUGGCAGAGAUGAAGCUCGUUCAUCGGGACUUAGCAGCCAGAAACGUCCUGGUAGCUGAGGGGCGGAAGAUGAAGAUCUCAGAUUUUGGCCUGUCCCGAGACGUUUAUGAAGAGGACUCUUAUGUCAAGAGGAGCAAGGGUCGGAUUCCAGUUAAAUGGAUGGCGAUUGAGUCCCUUUUCGAUCAUAUCUACACUACCCAGAGUGAUGUGUGGUCCUUUGGGGUUCUGCUGUGGGAAAUUGUGACCCUGGGAGGCAACCCUUACCCUGGAAUCCCUCCAGAGAGGCUCUUCAACCUGCUGAAGACGGGGUACCGGAUGGAGCAGCCUGACAACUGCAGCGAAGAGAUGUAUGGUCUGAUGCUGCAGUGUUGGAAGCAGGAACCAGACAAGAGGCCGGUGUUUGCCGACAUCAGCAAAGACCUGGAGAAGAUGAUGGUUAAGAGCAGAGACUAUUUGGACCUGGCUGCGUCCACACCUUCUGAUUCCCUGCUUUAUGAUGAUGGCCUCUCGGAGGAGGAGACGCCCUUGGUGGACUGGAAUAAUGCUCCCCUCCCUCGAACCCUUCCUUCCACGUGGAUUGAAAACAAACUCUAUGGCAUGUCAGACCCGAACUGGCCUGAAGAGAGUCCUGUACCACUCACGAGAGCUGAUGGCCCUAACACUGGGUGUCCACACUAUGCAAAUGAUAGUGUUUAUGCUAACUGGAUGGUUUCACCCUCAGCGGCACAGUUAAUGGACUCGUUUGAUAGUUAACAUUUCUUGGUGAAAGGUAAUGGACUUACCAGGGGAAGAACGCGGGCUUUUCACACUGGCCGGUGAUUUUCCCUCCCAGCAGACCUAGCACACUGGACAGUGUCCCGAGUCCAGUGUGGAAGUAUGCCCUUGUCUUCACGCUUGGCCGCGCCCAGUGUGGGUCUCUGUGUUCAUCGUGACUGCCGUGCACUCUGCUCACAUGCCUGGGGCCCCCCCUCACUACCCAAACUGUUUGAUUUCUCUGGUUGCCCCCAACAAGGCAACAUGAUUUCAACAUGAAGCACACACACACCCCAAGGCAGCAGAAAAUGAUUGGAGCCUAUCCCUCUGUCUUUGUUCAGGAGAGCCUGGGAAGGCCUGAAGAGCAUCUCAUCCAACCUUGCUGGCCUGGAGGGUUAGAAGGGCCCAGAGAAUGGGCCUUGGCUCAUAUUUGAGACCCUUAGAAGCGAUGGUUUUAUCUUUUUUUUUUUAAAGAAAUCUAAGUAAUAUAGUCUUUUUCUUAGGGUGAUAUUUAAUUAUUUUUUAUCAUAAUUGAUUGUUUCUUAGAUUUAGCACAAAGAGGGGAGCUGAUGUCUUACUUGCUGUAUAUACAGGCAGUCUAAGUAGAAUUGAUUCACAGGAUGCAUUUGUCCCCAUCACUGCCCCCUAACAAGGACAGAAAGAAGAUGAGGGCUGAUCUAAUGUAUCAUCACCUCCUCCCAAGAAAACUCACAGCAUGGACGUGGUUCCUGAGAAUCCCAUGUCCUCCAAUAGUAAGUGUACUCCACACUCAAAGCCAACAAGCCAGUGAGUCAUCAUGACUGAGUGGUGCCUGUGCAGCUUAUUGGGGACAGUUCAGCUAGUUCCAUUCACGUUUGUAUUGACAGUGACCAGCACUGCUAUACCUCCAAUGACAGAGUUCUGAUGUGGCAAAAAAAAAACCAAAA